GUGCUGAAACAAAGAGGAGCUUAUAAAAUUUAUGUUGUUGCAACGCACGCACUUCUCUCUGGCGAUGCACCAGUACUAAUUGAAGAAAGCGUAAUUGACCAGGUGAUUGUGACCAAUACAAUCCCACAUGACAUGCAAAAAUUACGCUGCCACAAAAUCCAGACAGUGGACAUUUCGCUGCUCAUCUGUGAAGCAAUACGAUGCAUCAAUCACCGCGAAAGUAUGGGACAGCUUUUCCGUAAUGUCACUUUGGAUGACUGA
Messenger RNA from Gongylonema pulchrum, 261 nucleotides. The record is from the annotation of a GenBank genome assembly. NCBI's taxonomy places the organism in Eukaryota, Metazoa, Nematoda, Chromadorea, Rhabditida, Gongylonematidae.